AUGCGAUUCACCGCGAAAUGGGUACCCGUAGCGACUGCAUGGGCUAGCACUAUUCCAGCCCAAGUGGUCGCGUCCAUUGAAAAUCCAAGCCUACUGCCGACCCCGCCUAUGGGAUUUAAUAACUGGGCCCGAUUCAUGUGCGACCUCAAUGAGACACUGUUCGUUGACACUGCAGAUGCAAUGGCUUCCACCGGUCUAUUAGAAGCAGGCUAUAACCGUAUCAAUCUGGACGACUGCUGGAUGAACUAUGAUCGCGCGGACAAUGGGUCACUCGAAUGGAACAUCACUAAGUUCCCACGCGGUCUUCCCUGGCUCGGGCAAUACGUCAAAUCUAAAGGCUUCAACUUUGGCAUCUACGAGGAUUCAGGGAACCUGACCUGUGGGGGCUAUCCUGGAUCCGAGGGCUACGAGGAAAUUGACGCCGAAACAUUCGCGGAUGGGGCAUCGACUAUCUGA
Molecule: messenger RNA, 456 nt
Organism: Aspergillus nomiae NRRL 13137
Lineage: Eukaryota; Fungi; Ascomycota; Eurotiomycetes; Eurotiales; Aspergillaceae
Product: putative alpha-galactosidase
Exons: 1
Coding region: 1-456 (151 amino acids)
Biological process (GO): carbohydrate metabolic process
Molecular function (GO): hydrolase activity, hydrolyzing O-glycosyl compounds
Source: RefSeq, a predicted model, not a curated record